Molecule: messenger RNA, 622 nt
Organism: Lactuca virosa
Lineage: Eukaryota; Viridiplantae; Streptophyta; Magnoliopsida; Asterales; Asteraceae
Source: the annotation of a GenBank genome assembly
AUGAUGACAUAUGGAUUCAACAGUUGCAAAAAUGUUGUUUGUAAUUUCACAGAAGGCGCCAUGUAUUCAUUCCCACAAAUAAAACUACCCCCAAACGCAAUUGAAGCUGCAAAAAGUGCUGGAAAAGUUCCUAAUGUUUUCUAUUGCCUCAAGCUCUUGGAAGCCACUGGCAUUUCUACUGUCCCUGGUUCAGGCUUUGGCCAAAAAGAAGGGAAUCGGAAAUUAGAAGAUUACUUCAUUGCAUUGGAUUACAUUUCGUGACACGAAUUCAGGUUUUCUUUAUUUCUUCUAUCUGUUUGAUGAAUCUUCUUCUGUCUUCUGUCUUCUUUACUUCUUCUACUUUACUAGAUCGAAUUUGGUGUAACCAUUUGAAUUGAGUUUUCCUUUGUAUCACGUUUGUCCCUGUGUUGCUUUGUUCCUGUUCCUGUGAUAGUAUAAUCAUCUUAAUGUAUUUUUGUCCCUGUGUUGCUUUGUUCUUGUUCCUGUAAUAGUAUAAUCAUCUUAAUGUAUUUUUGUCCCUGUGUUGCUUUGUUCCUGUUCCUGUAAUAGUAUAAUCAUCUUAAUGUAUUUGUUAGAUCUUUAUAAGACAUACACAGAAUGUAAUAGUAUAAUCAUCUUAGGC